CCAAAACUCCCCGCCGGGGGACCUACAACAUACCCUUCCUCAACCGGUUUUCCGGAAUUCCUCACUUCCCAGGCUGUCUGCUGUCCACAAACCCUCGCCCCACCGGUUAAGGGGAGUCUGGCGCUUCCCGCGCAACCCGUUUGAUCAGCUGGAACCGGUUCAUUGGGCCGCAGAAGGGACAAUGUUGGAGGAGGUAAGCGGACAGCCGGACGGGAUGCAGCCGGAUGGGGCGCCCACCAUGACACAACAACUGCCUCAAGUGUUUAGGUGCUUUGUGCAGACACCUACGUACCCUCUCUCCUCUCCACCUUCUAGUCCACUCAGCCCCAUCACGUCCAUAGUGCCUAUAGUCUACUCUCCAAAUGAUACGGUCUUGCCCGCCGGCGGAGACGACACCAGCAAGCCCACUACUUCAGAUGCCAUGAGUCCGAGUUCUCCAAUAUAUUGUAAUACAUACAUUGGGUACACAUCUCCUUACCAAUGUGUCAUGUAUACCAUGUGCCCUGUGGUGCCCAUCCCCUUGUCAAGUCCCUCAGACGGGGAGAACUACAACAGUAGCGAGUCGUCCAACGGCUUCCAGAAAGAGGCUGAUGAAUCCAUGGCAUGUGAGUAUGAGUACCCAGAGCCGGUGCUGUGCCCCAUGCCCAAUUAUGCCGCGCCAUCGUGCCUCCUCGUGUCACGGGAAGAGGAGAGCUUUGAGAAAUCUGUGAACGAAAGCGCCUCUCCACCAUCCAUUGUCACAAACUUGUUCCCCAAAGUUAGUGAUGAUGGGUUAUUGGUCACGUCUGGGGACGAGUGCAGUCAUGAAACCAAGCCAGAAACAGACAGUCGUGAUAUCGGGGUGUUUGGCGUGGACGGCUGUUGGUAUCCCGUUGUUAACCUCUCCGCCAACGACUCCGGCGUGGACGUGACCACACCCGAGUCCUUCCACCAGUCUGAGCCGCCGUUGAGAAAGCAGCCUCAGGAGUGCCAGCAGUAUAACAUUUGGAAAAGGCCGGCGUCAUUCAACCCCUCUCUCUUGUCUCGGAGAACACCAGCCUCGGUCACCGACACGAGAUCCUUUUCCAGACUACAAAAGCCAAGGCCUCAGCCUUCCAAGAGUACCCCUCUUCCCUUCUAUAACCUCUAUCAUCACCUCGACCUUCCCACCAACAUCUUGGGUCGUCCUCGACUCCUACACACUCUCCGUAAAGAUGGCCAACUGUGUGUUGAGGAGCUGUGGCAGAAGCACAUGUUGGUGUUGUUCCGUAACUUCCGCGACGACUGGGUGUUGAGCAGCGCCCACCCCGCCAAGAAGUUUGGACCCAGUUGGCACAUGUUUAAGGAUCUGGCUAAAGUCCGCUUCUAUUGCAGGAAGUGUAGUGACGGCUGGACCAGCAUGUACGGCGUAGUGGUCUUCUACUACAGGUGGGAUCGCAACUGUCUCCGCGGCCAGAUCUUCUACCAGAUCCCCGGACAGAAAUGUGGCAAUUGUAAUCCCAACGACUUCGAGGUGCCGAUGUGGUACCCAGAGGAAGCCCAGAAGGUGAUCACGAACCUGUACUACAAGAUAGCGGCCCAUGUGUACAACCUGGUGACUCCCCAGUACAUCCGCACGCGACGUCUGGGCCAACCUCUUGCCCACCACAACAGGCAACUGUGUCAAGGCUGCUAUCAGGGAGUGUGCAAGAUUGAGUGCGGCAAAGAGGUCUCAUCGGCUGCAUAGAAGCUGUGGCAUUAGAGGUGUGUGUGACAAAGAAAUGCCACAUAAAAGUAAGCUGACCUUGAAAGCUUGAGGUGGCGUCAUGUUAGAAAAUAACUUGAAGGUGUGUGACUUGUGUUGCGAAUGAUGUGUAUAUUUUUUAUGGAAAACCUAUUAACAUUUUUGUCAAUAGACUUGAGAGAAAAGAUGUGAUAGAGUGUUGGGCGUGGCAAUAAUGGAUGUUCAUUUACAUGUAGCACUUAUUUAUAGAAGUGAUCAUAAUAUGCUGUAAAUACAAAACGUAUAUUUUGAGUAGAUUUUAUCCUCAACACACACACACACACACACACACACACACACACACACACACACACACACACACACACAC
Procambarus clarkii (red swamp crayfish) is the source of this 2069-nucleotide messenger RNA. RefSeq lists its product as uncharacterized. Gene Ontology annotation, molecular function: olfactory receptor binding. Gene Ontology annotation, biological process: protein insertion into membrane; protein targeting to membrane. Lineage: Eukaryota; Metazoa; Arthropoda; Malacostraca; Decapoda; Cambaridae. The record is from RefSeq and is a predicted model, not a curated record.